Molecule: messenger RNA, 3783 nt
Organism: Emiliania huxleyi CCMP1516
Lineage: Eukaryota; Haptophyta; Isochrysidales; Noelaerhabdaceae
Exons: 12
Coding region: 1-3783 (1260 amino acids)
Source: RefSeq, a predicted model, not a curated record
AUGCGAUGGCCACCUCGCUCGCCUCUGGCGCUCCUCUUCGUCUCUCUGGCUACGCCUCGGGCCGCGCUGGUCCCCGCAGUUCUCGCUGCGGCUGCGCCGGACUUUAGCCUAGCGACGUCUGUCAACGCAAAAACAAUGACGCGGCUCACGCUCGGCGAUUGCUUUGAGAUUCGGCAGGUGCUGCUGCUGGCGGCGCAGCAGCCGAGCCCGGACGGGCACGAAUACAAGACUUGGGACGAGAUGAUGGACGACGUCUCCAUCAAGGAGCACCCCCGCUUUUCCCAGGACAAGCAGAAUGCCGCGAGCUCUGAGGACCGGGCGGCGAGGAGAUGGUUCGACGAGCACUUCAACCGGCAGCUCGAGCGGGCUAUCGAGGCGGACAUGCCGCGUUUUUACGCCGUCACCCACGACGCGCCCACGCCCUCCGGCCCGAUGACGCUCCUCUCGCUCCGCGCCGCCUUUCUCUCCAGAGAGCACUCGGAGGAGUCGUUCCUCUGGGUGCCCGGCAUGCGCGAGUGGGCCCGCGCGCAUCAUUGCAUGCCCGCGCUCACCUCCAUGUUCACGCGCUACCGCGACUCUGGCAAGUGGACCGGCAAGGCAAAGUACUCGGACGUGCAAAGAGCCAAGGGGAUGGCCGACAUCGGCGCGAUCGUGCUGGAAGGGUGCGACUCGCUCAUCUUCGUGCAGCCGCGCGUCGGGGCGGUCAUCGAUGAGGUCAAGGGGACAGCGCCGAACGGGAGGGUGCUGUACGGGCCCCGCCCGGGCGACAACACGAACCUGUUUGAGGUCUUUCACUCGCCUCGCGGCGACUCCGGCAUCGGCCUCACAGCGCCGCUCGUGCCGGCGCUGGCGCGGGAGAGGCCAACGCCCGAGGAGGCCGACGUCCAAUUCGAGGUCAACGGAGACGGGACGUGGCGACGCACGCAGGCCAUCCACGAAAAGGGCGCAUGGAAAGCCUUCAACGAGAAGGUGCAGAGGGGCGGGGAGAGGGGCGAGGCGGGCGGUCAGGCGGGCGGCCUCGGGCUCAGGGAGUACAUGCACACUCGGGCCGACGCCAUGAGCUCGCAGCGCGUCGAGAUCGGCAGGGCUGUGGGCCAUAGUGGAGGCGCCAACCCGGACCCGCAUCCAGCCCCCGCCGAGCAGCCGUGGCUGCCGCCGCUGCCGCUGCCACCCCGCCCGCCGGGCUCGCCGGCGGCGCGGGCGCCGCCGCCGCCAAGAGCGCCGCCGCCGCUGAGCACGCCGGGAGGAAAGCGGCCGCCUAGGCUGAAGGCGGGGCCUGGCGAGCCCGCUCCGAGGCAAACAGAAAGCGCGGCCGCGUCUGGCAUCGAGAGGCCGGAGAAGGAGGGCGGGGGCGGCGCGGCGCCGCCAAGGCUGACCGGCGCGGACCGGCGGGAGAGGGUCCUCUUCUACGUCGGCAGCGAGGCGGAGGGCGCGGCGUGGGACCCGCUCGACGCAGGCGCGCUCUUUGACGAGCGGACGCAGGCUGCGGAGUCGGCGCGCGCGGUGGCGGCGCUCGGGUACGCGGUGGUCGUUGCUGGGCCGAUGGUUGCGUCGGCGGAGGGGACGGCGGCGGACGGGGUUCAGUACGUACACGCGGAGUGGCUCGUCCUCACCUCUCCGCCGCGCAGGCCCGGCACGCCCGCCUCGCCCGGCAGGGUCCCGCCGUGGGUGGACGGCAUCGCGCCCGGCGAGGCGCUCUUCGACCACGUGGCGAUUGCGCUCUUCGACCACGCGGUGAUUGUGCGGCUGCGUGAACGGCGUCUCUUCACACCCGAAGCUUUUGCAGCGCGCCUCCCCCUCCUCGCCCGCGUGGGCGUCUACCUCUGGGUCGCCGAGAGGGAGGCCGAGUCGCUCGGCCUGCCCGCGCCGCCCGCCAGCGCCGACGACGCGCCCUCUGCCGGCGAGGGCGACCAGGGGAGAGCGACGCCGGCGCCCGAGGCACGGCUGUCGAUGCCUCUGCUCGCGAACCUGGCGGGGAGGCUCGCGCGGCUGGUCGUGCCGUCGACCGCGCACAAGCGAGUGCUCGAGGCGAGGCUGAGGCCGCUGUCGCUGCCGCCGACGCGCGGCCCGCCGCGCUCUCGCGUGGCCGUGGCCCGCCGCGCUCUCGCGUGGCCGUGGUGCGGCCUCUGGCCGACGGCGCGCGGCUUCACGACGGCGGGCGGCAAGUGGGGCCUCACACUGUCAAAGCCGGAGGCGGUCGUCUUUACGCGGCUCGAGGAGGCGCCGUGGGGCCGCUACGCCGGGCUGCUGCACCGGCGCUCCCUGACGGAGGAGCCGCUGCGCGCGCGCGGCGUGAACGGCGUCUCUUCACACCUGAAGCUGCGUCACGUGCUCCGCUGUACUCGGCUGUACUCGGCCGUCCUCAGCCGGGACCAAUACGCCGCGCUGCACGACGGAUCGCCCGGCAAGCCGCCGCUGCCCGUGCGCGCCACGAAGCUGCCUCCGCCGUCGCCGCCGCCGGCGCGCGGCACAGAAAGCUGUUACUCGUUCGGCGACUUUCGGCGACAGCACCAGCUGUACGCGGGGCUGCUGGUGCUCGGCGGCUGGCUGGCGGGCUCGGUCUGGAUCCUCCUCGCCACGUGGCGGCAGAAGGGGACGGCCGCACCGCCGCACCGCGAGCGCGAGCACGGCUCCAGCUCGCGCAAGCACAAGGCGGCCUGUGGUGAGUGCGUCGAUGCCAAGGUGCGUGCCCUGGUGGGUGCCCUGGCCUCGGUGCGCGACACGCGCGCCGAGGGCUUCGGAGGCGGGUAUGUCGUGAUGGCGGUGCAGGGAGAGUUCCCGCGCGCGCGAGGGGCAGGCGUUCCCAAGGGGACGAUCCUGUGCCUCGGCAGGGUGCUCGACGCGCACGAUGAGCAGGACGACGCGGAGGGUGGGCGACGGGAUUGGGAGGAGGACCCGCUCGGGUUCGACACCAACCCGGGGCUGCUCCGCGCCAUCGCCCUCGGCCUGCCCGCAGCCAUCGGCACUGUCCAGCGGCCUGCCAAAGGGUGGACACUCCGGUCGGACUUGCCGUCGCCGCACACGCUCUUCAUCCUUGCCCUGGAGAAGAACGGGCUGUCGACGAUUGACAACCUCUUCCAGUCCUUGUUGCGGAUCCGCACUCGCAAACGAGCUCCGCACCCGCAGCUGAAUAUGAGCAGAGUCAGUAUCGACAUGUGGUCCGCGAGCGGCCGGCUGGAUCCUUACUGCAGCAGAUCAUCGAACCUGCAGCUUCUCGAUGCGAUUGCCGCCAACUCUUUGCGCCCUAUGCCCGCCGGCAGUCCUUGGUCGGAGCGGAGCGGGUGCGGAUACGCGGCGACGUUUGCAUUGGAUGCAGCAUCGAUGGCGCACCUGGGCCAGCGAAGCUCAGACCUGCCGCAGCCGAGGCUCCAUCCUGCCCGCCGGCCGGGUGGAGAGGGGGCCGGCUCCGCACGACCGCGAGUCGACCGCGAGCCCAUACUGCAUAUCGCGACAGUGCGCGACCCGCUCGACCGCUUUGUAUCGGCCUACAACGAUCACGGCGUGGGUGGAAGCGGCAUCGCACGCUGUCGCGUCACCCAAAAGCAUAUCGAAGCGGCUCUGCGAGAGGGGCGCAAACCUCCUCCUCCGUGUCCACCGCUGGCUCUCGAGCUGCGGAAGCACGCGCAGCGCCUGGCCGACGGGAGGUUCAUCACACGGCUGACUCCACAUCACGCAGGCAUCCACUUCUUCUCCCAGUCGUACUUCCUAUCGGCCACCGAUCGCGACGGCGCACCGCUGGAGUGGGACAUGCUCGUGCGGCUCGAGCGGCUCGAGCAGGAAUAG